UAAAAAUGGUGGUCACAAGUUUAUGAAUUGAAAGCGAUAAAAAAUGAAAAAAUAAAUACGCACCGCUAUGUGUAUUUGAAUUAUAUUUAAAAUGUCUACACCAGUGUCGAAUCGUAAAUAUGGAGCGCAAAAAAUUCGACUUACAAUACUGUGUGCGCGGAAUUUAGUCCGGAGGGAUUUGUUUCGUUUACCUGAUCCUUUUGCAAAAAUAUCUGUGGACGGCAGCGGACAAGUGUACUCCACUAAUGCUGUAAAAGCUACUUUGGAUCCAAAAUGGAACACUCAUUACGACUUGUAUUUAACCAAGGGAGAUGGUAUUACAAUCAGUGUAUGGAAUCAGCGUAAAGUUCACAAACGACAGGGCUCUGGUUUCCUUGGCUGUGUCCGUAUUCAGCCAUCCACAGUGCACAAAUUAAAAGAUACUGGAUAUCAAUGCCUGGAACUUUGUGAGGACAGUUCUGGAGAAACAUGUGGUGUACGAGGUCAGGUCAUUGUUUCCCUUCUAUCUCGUGAUGGUGCCCGAGGAGAACCUGCAUCAGCAGCUGGGGAAGGGUCCCCACUUGCUGUAGUAGGCCCUGCCGGUGAAGUACGAACCCCAAGAGACCCUCCUAUUAAUUCUAAUGGAACAAACCUACCAUUACCACUUCAUUGGGAAGAGAGGAGGUGUAAUAGUGGAAGGACUUAUUAUGUGAACCACGCGCUCCGGCAGACGCAAUGGGAGCGCCCAGUCGACCCAAGCCCAGCGUCCCCUGUGCCGACCACUCCCCCCUCGACUCCAUCACCCGGACCCACUAGCCCCGUAACCCCCGCCUCACCCCUCUCACCCGCAUCACCCACCUCACCAGCAUCCCCUGCGUCACCUGUGUCUGAGAGCGAUGUCAGCCAAGCCGCUUCUAUAUCAUUAAGACCGGAACCUCAACCACAGACUGCAGUAAGAACACGACAGCCUUCCACGCCAUCAUCUCCUUCCAAUGGAACACCCGUAAUCGUAGCUGCCACGGAUUUACCACCUGGAUAUGAAAUGCGAACAACAGCUCAAGGGCAAGUGUACUUCUACAACAGCGUGACUGGCGCGUCCACGUGGCACGACCCGCGCGUGCCACAACACUUGAGACACUGCGCAGCCGCGGCCGGCCCGUUGCCACCCGGCUGGGAGAUGAGACACGCGCCCUCAGGCCGACCCUACUUCGUAGACCACAAUAAUCGCACUACGCAAUUCACUGACCCCCGUUUGGCACUAUCAGCUCGUCUGACACCACCAUUAGACGUCGCACCCCCAGUGCCUGCAAGUCCACCCACCGCUACACCAGUCCCAGCCACCGCAUCAAUCGAACCACCAGACGCAGACGCGCUGCCGAAAUACAAACGAGACUUAGCGGCCAAAGCGAGAGUCCUACGUGCGGAGCUACAGGCCUUGCAACCGCAGACUGGGCACUGUCGAAUUGAGGUAUCACGUAACGAAGUACUGGAAGAAUCGUACCGGCUCGUGAUGAAGCUACGCGGCAAGGAACUACGCAAACGACUGCUAGUCAAGUUCCGCGGCGAAGAGGGGUUGGACUACGGCGGUGUUGCGAGGGAAUGGUUGCAUUUACUAGGACGAGAACUAUUCAACCCUCACUAUGGACUAUUUCAGUAUGCAAGCGCUGGUGAUGAUAGAUAUGCGUUACAGAUCAAUUCGGACUCGGGGGUUAACCCGGAGCAUCUAUCGUACUUUCACUUUGCGGGCCGUAUCCUGGGCGUGGCACUGUUCCACGGACAUCAGUUGGAUGCCGCAUUUACUGCACCAUUCUACAAGCAACUUUUAGGAAGACCAAUCACCCUGCGAGAUAUAAGGGACGUUGAUCCUGAGUUGCAUCGGUCAUUGUCUUGGAUGCUAGAUAACAGCAUAGCCGGUGUAAUAGACACAACAUUUUCCGUCGAAUGCUCGUCUUUCGGUGCAGUACGAAGCGUGGAGUUGAGGCCGGGCGGAACCAACGAAACUGUUACCGACGCAAACAAACGCGAUUACGUAAGACUGUACGUGGCGCAUAGAUUCACGAGGGGCGCUGAGCGCCAGUGGCUCGCUCUACAGCGGGGACUCGCAGACAUCAUUCCUCCACAGCUCCUCAGACCGCUCUCCCCAAGAGACCUGCAACCGCUGUUAGCCGGAAGAGCGGACCUCGACCCCGCGGAUUGGCGCCGGCACACGCGGCUCAAACACGUCAAUCCAGAUGCUCCUAUAGUCGGAUGGUUCUGGGAAAUAGUCGAGGAGUUCGACGCUGAAAUGCGAGCAAGACUGUUACAGUUCGUCACAGGCUCCAGGCGUGUGCCACUCGCAGGUUUCCGCGCCCUACAAGGCUCCACUGGGGCAGCCGCUCCUAGACUAUUCACGCUGCACUUAGUAGCCGACGCCUCCGCAGAUUCUCUUCCAAAAGCGCACACGUGCUUUAAUCGUCUCGAUCUUCCGCCUUAUCCAAGCAAAGAAAGGCUGCACGACAAACUCAAGCAGGCGGUCUUAGAAACUGCUGGGUUCGCCGUUGAAUGAUAUUAUACUAUUUUUAUUAUUGUGUUCUAUAUUUGUGUUCUACGUUGUAUGUACAAUUCGCGGCCACUCGACAUGGUAAUCACGAUAUGAGCUCUAACGGGAAAUGGGGUACGCUUCCCACACCUAAGCAACGCUUGCGCUUUUUAAGUUUAAUACUGCAUGAAUUUACGUUCGUUAAAAUUAUAUAUAAUUUGCUAACGUUGUUGUUACCAAAAUUGUUCAGAGUAUUAUUGUUUAAAUUGCCAUGUCGACUAGUCGCGGACUAUAGCUUUAUAAAUGCUGUAGUUUAUUUACUACAGCUAUCAAAUGAUACAUUUGUAUGGGAGAUGUAAAACGGCAGGUAAGCAAUUUAUGAGACUGACAGAUAAGAGAAACGUAAUAACAUGACAGAGUUAUGAUAUGGUAUUUAGUAAAUGUAACUUCAAAAUCAAAUGGUGUCGCAUAAUUUACAUGUUUUAUAUUGAAUAAAUGAAAGACUAUUUCUUCACGUUGAAUAGCUAAUGUAGCCAAAAUAUAUUAGUUAAAGUGGUUUACUUCCAUUAUACAUUAAACUAGUGAGCUGUUGUUACCCCCUAAAGGGAUAAACCUAAAGCAAAUAUGAGACCCUACCCAAGUAAUUGUGUUGAUGAAUUUUUUUAGUUAACUUGAAUAUAUAGUUUUUAAGUGACAUCGGUAGAACUGUGUCAUUUGCUUAAAAAUAAUAACCGUAAUUAUCUCAGGUUUCUUGGUUAGGGACUUGAUCCCUGAGAUUGAGAUUAAACCGCUUUUGCUGUUAAGCCGAAAGGUUUUUUUUUAUGUAAACUUAAAAUCACCUUGACGGUAGCGAAAAUAUGUCAUUUUGGAGGACCAAACGUCAAAAUUUGACAUUUCAAUACAAAUUUGACAGAUUUACGCAGAAGGUUAAGUUCGUUUUAACAUGAUCAGGGUGCAUAGUCUGAGUUUUUCCAUCUAUUCGAUCGCGUGAAAGUUAACUAUGAUUGGUAUGGGAUCGAAAAAGCGGCAUUUAGUGAAAAUACUGUUUCGCAGUAAAACUCACUAGGGGCACUGAGGUAAUAACAUCUCACAUUUUUUUUACGUAUACUAUUUAUACUUCUCAUCGGUAUUUUGAGGUAUUACAAAUCAUGUUAUCAAAUUGUAAACUAUAGGUUUUAUUUAUAAAAUGUUUUAUCCAUAUAUUUGCACCUACAUGAUACUUGUAGCACAAUUUAUUAUGCUGUUCUAUAAAAAUCUGAUCAGUAAUAUACUAGAUAAUAUUAAAGUUCCAUACAAAAAGAUGAAAUGGUUGUUUAUAGUUGUUACGUGUUUCUAUUAUUAAAUAUUGCUAUAAACAAUAUUAUAUGAUUAACAACAUACAUAUCAUGUAUGUUCCUGCUCGAAUGAGAUUCUGAAACUUAUACUGCUCAUUCGGACUUCUAAGCACUAACAUACACACAGACACAUUAUAUUAUAUACCAAAACAGGUAACCAAUUCGUAUGUGAUUUUGAUGACUACAAGUAUAUCUAGGAUAUUAAUGAUCAAAGUUAAAAAUGCAUUAUAAUAUGCUCAAAAGAAUAUAGGAUUUUCAUAUCUUAAUAAUUUUAGUUCUACGACUAAAAAGUUUUCUAAAAUCAUGAAUCACAAAGAUUUAAAUAUCUAGAUACGCCUUCACCUUAAAUAAAUAUCUACUCACCCAGAAUCCACUCAGUAAUCACAGUAAGUGAUGAUCGAUUAUUUUAUUUCCGUCUAGUGUUUAGUUAAGAGAUACUGACACCGAUAUAACCUCUCAACUUGUGCAAUGACGCCUGCGUUAUUUCGGUAAUGAAAGCAUCAUCAAGAUUUCCAACAACACACAAUUCGAAGGAAGAAUUUGAGAGUAUCUUAUAUAUGAAAUCAGUUAAUUCAAUAUCAAGGCAUAUCUAUUUAUGAAAUUUUUUGAUAAAUUAUGUUUUUACUCUAAUGUUUUGUCACCUUUUGGUGUUAUAGGCCUUCAUAACAAUCGGUUAAACUAGUUCAUUUUAUCUUUCAUGGCAUUCAAACUUAUAUUUAAAUGUUAGUUUGUCUUCUGCUAAAACCUUUGGCUCGUUUCCCGCUUUAUAAUGUUGUCAGUCCUUGUAAAGUUCGUAACUGAAAAAACUGAGUCGGGUCAAUCUUUUUCGCUAAAUUAUUCUGCAGUGGUCUUGUACUGUAAAAGUCCCGCCAUAAACAGACCAAACAUUAAAAAACGUGUGUUUUGGUUAUAUAGCGAAUUGUAUUUACAUAAAAUUAAUAUGAGCUUAAUAAUGGCGGCAGAUAUUAAGAUAUUAUUUAUAUAAAUAUAUAUAUAUAUAUGUAUAUAUAUAAAAAUAAACAAUUCAUAUACACUCAAUACCAAUUGGUUAUUUAAGUGGUCAAUUUUGUUGGAAUUAAUUACCACCAUGUUGGUUAAUGCUUUAUUUAAAAGCUUGCACCCGAAGUUAAUCAAUCCAAUAUCUUCAAAUGUCAUAUUAAAUCUAGACUAGUGCUAAUCUUAUCUAUAGGGAAUUGUAUGAAAAGGAUAGCACUACUAAAUUCAAUCUGUCAUCUGUAGAUUUUGGAUUCAUAAAUUUGGGUGGUUGGACAGGUAUUAAUGGUAAAAGGGAGAUAGUUUGUUAUUUCUAUUAGUAUUCAGCUGUACCAAAUGUUUUAAAAAUAAGAUAAAUGCGUUUUUCGAAUUCAUUACAGAAAAAUAAAACAAUAAAAUGUUGUUUAACGUUUACUGCCAAAGUAACAUGAAAAAGCAAAGUAAUGUAACAUAAUUCCGCAGCCCAGCCAAAUGUGAUUUACUUCUGUCCGGCCAACAUAAAUAUCGCGUACUUCUGCAUUUUGUACUGUUUAAUUGAAAGCUGACAAAAAGUUUUCAAAUAUUUAUUAUUUUUCACUGAACUUUUACCGACAUUAAUGUCAACUUAAUCAUCAAUACAUCUUAGCUCACUGUUAUGAUAUAAUAUGGUUACGAUUAUUUCUUCUUCUUCUAUCAACGGUAAAUGUAUUACGAAUGCGAUAUAAAGAGAAUAAUUUGCAUUUUCUUUGUAAAAAACUGAUUUCAGUACAAAAGCACAAGACAUGGAGUGUUCUCUUAAUAUUAAAUUUAUUUGAAUUUUAUAUUCAUUGGAUUUAUUAGGUAAUUGCUCAUAAGGUGCCUUAUUAUUUGAAAUAACAGGAAUUAUAUUCAUGUAUAUAAACGCUUUUACGAUCUAACAAAUGAGUUAAUCAUUUAAGAUAGGUAAUUAUUUAAAUUGAUUAACAUUAAGUAUACAACAUUUUUAAGCAUAAAUCAUUAAUGUGCGAUUGUAACAUAAUUGUAAUUUUAGGAGGUGAUGAUGCAAGUUAAAAUACAAUAUUUAUAACAAGGAUGAGUGCCUUUUACCCGUUAGUUAACAUUGAGUAAAAGUGUUCUACUAUCUGGAGAUGUAAUUUCCAACCAGAUCUAUGCGCUUAGAAUAAUGCAUUUACACCAUUAUCUUGAGUGAUUCUUACUAUCUUUUAGACACAUAAAAUCAUUUUUAGAUUGAUUUGUUUUAAGGGACUUUUAUAAAAACAGCAAGCGUCUUGACUUACGGCUAGGCUAAAAUUUUCACUUUUAUCCCAGUUGAUUACACAGCGUAGAGUAACAACUUGCUUUCGUCUCUAGUAUGUAGUACAUUAUUACUCAAAGUUAAAUAAAAAUAUAGUGAUAGCUUUAGAAAUGUAUGACUGUUAGCAAUAUAAAAUUAUUAACAGUAAUAUACUUGCAUUAAAAUAAACUAUAAUAUUUUUGCACAGU
This is a messenger RNA of Pararge aegeria (speckled wood butterfly), 6285 nucleotides long. RefSeq names its product E3 ubiquitin-protein ligase SMURF1 (gene Smurf). The coding region runs from base 92 to 2524 and encodes 810 amino acids. Gene Ontology annotation, biological process: negative regulation of BMP signaling pathway; ubiquitin-dependent protein catabolic process. Lineage: Eukaryota; Metazoa; Arthropoda; Insecta; Lepidoptera; Nymphalidae. The record is from RefSeq and is a predicted model, not a curated record. Gene Ontology annotation, molecular function: ubiquitin protein ligase activity; protein binding. The transcript is spliced from 12 exons.